UCGGGAGGAAGAACGGUCGCCGUUGUUUGUGCAGGUUAUGCGGUCGUUCUCUAUGUGGGGGUGCUCGUGAGGCGAAGGAACACUUUUUUCGUGGCGAGGGGUAUAGAUGCCAAGUAGCCACUCCGGCGGUGUGGCAUCGAUUUGGUCAAAGGAUAUGUCCAAGUGUCCUGCACAUUUGGCUUCUGCCGUGCAGGCCUUGCAGAGUCUCCCUCUAGGUCAUCCCUCUUUUCAAUGGCCACCUCUUCGUUUUUCCGAUGACGUCGUUCCGCCGCCCCCGUCGACCGCUGCCGCCUCGCAAGUGGCGCCAUCUCCAUGUGCACCACUUGCUCCCCUCCCCCCUCGUCCGCUUCGUCAGACGAUUCCCGCAUCCGUUGAUGGCAGACCAUCUGUAGCAACGCAGCCUAAUGCGCAAGGCACCGUGCCAGUUUCAGGUGUCGGGGAACCUGUGUCGUUCGACGAGCAAGGCACUCGUGCUUUCGUCGAGGGCAGUGGGUGGGGGAAGGACGCUGGCACAUCAUCAGGCCUCGCCCCGUUGUUCACUGGCAACAGGGAUAAGGUCCCAAGAGUUCGACGCACAGACACACGUCCGGCCGUGGCAGGAGCACCCGCAAUAGGACAUCAAUCCGCUGCGUAUCUAUGGUUGUCUCCCCGUCCUUCGCAAACACGACGGCCUACACCAGACUUGACUUCGGCACCUGUUGGCGAGGCCGCUGCAACGGCCACUGAGGGUGCGGGAAACGUCCAGCUCGACGAGCCCAUCCAGGUUUCGGAUUCGUCACCCACUCCUGUGCCCGUGAACGGCCCGACCUCGCAGCACGGUGUUUUUGGGACACUGAAUCCUUUACAGAAUCUGCGCAACAUUGCAGCUCCGAGUCCAGGCCCCACCGCAUCAUCUGCGGCCGGGGGCGGGGUGUGGGAUUCGCUAGGUAUGGGCGCCGGUGCACGAGUGAGGGGCACUUACAGGCAGCAGGCGGUGACCUCGUAUUACAACGACCCGCUGGAGCACGCAUGGCACCUGCAGAUCAUGCGAUUCAUUGUCGAGAGCGGCAUGCCGUUCAACUGUGUGAAGCUUGAGAGCUUCAAACGCAUGUUGACGUUGAUUAUCCCGCAUGGGGCUCCAGGAGUCCCCACCCCAAAACCCCCAACGUAUCACAUGAUCCGUACCACACUUUUGGAUGAGCUUGAUGUGGAAUUUCGAGACCACACGAUGCCAGAUGACGAGGAGAUGCAGCACGGUUUGAAACUCGCUCUGAUUCAGUUUGGGUACCCUGAACAUUCGGAUCAGCACACCGAGGUCCUCACUGCCAUUGACAAGUUCCAUUCCAGGGAGCCGCCGUUCGACGAUGUGGCCAUGGACCGGGCGGCGAGGAGCCAUACCCAUCAAGCUUGUUUCUGGGAGUCGAAGGAGAAGAGGUUUCCGCACACUGCCUUCUUCGCUGGCAGGAUACUGCGUGCGUGGGCGACUGCGUCGCCUUGCGAGAGAGCUUGGUCCCGUUGGAGUUUCAUCCACUCCAAAUCUCGUAACAGAUUGGAGGUGGCGCGGGCCGAGAAGCUCGUGCGAUGCCAUUGGAACCUUCGVCUCCUCGACAGGCAGGCUAUGUCGGACGAUGCUCCCAGUGACAGGCCACAUCCGUAUGGGAGCUGGGUGCACUACUGGCAGCAGGUGGAGGAGGAGGUGCCCACCGACCAGCAGCUUGUGGCAGACCAAGGAGCCCGUGUGACGGUCACGAAGGAGGAGUUGACGCAGGCGAGAGAGAGGAUGCGCGUCGUGUCCCGCAUGGGAGCCACUCGUCGCUUGCGGGAGUCUGACAGAAGGAGGUGUCGUGGCGGCGGUCGCGGAGGUGGUUGUCAGGGCGGUCGCGGGCGAAGCGGGCGUGGAGGUCCUGGCGGGAGGCGUAGUGUAGCGAGUCGUGGAAGGGCAGUGGACGAGCUAGAUGGCGACAGCGAUUUCGACGACCGUCACCCGAACGUGGGCGACGACGAUGGCGCCCGUGGCGAUGAUCACGGUGACGGAGGAGAUAGGCCACGACCUGCACAUGGUGACACGAUGCGCGCCGACGGGGCAGGGGGCGAGCACCGCACAGCUGUAGAUGACGCUCGAGAUGGAGUGCAUGAUGAUGGUUCACGACCUGUCUCGGGCGGUGAYUUGAGGCGCUUGAAACGCGGACCAAGGGAAAAAGACACUAUCGCUUCACGUGUGCGCAAACGUCAUGGUGGGGUUGCUAGCAUUCCACUAUCACGAGUCCCCGCAACUGGGCAKAUUCCAGUUUCUGAKGACUCUUUMAGCGAUCACGGCGGCGAGGAGCGGAUCGAGCUGCAUGGCGGGAGCGGUCAUCCACGAGUGGCGGAGCAAGAAAGUAUGCUCCCACCUCGCAGUGUUCAACCGCGGCCACCGCCUGCAUUGAUGGAGGGGAGUCAGGGGACCGUUGUUGUGUGUCAAGGCGACGAUCUCCCGGAACGUGAUAUCUCACACACUCCUGCAGCCGAGCAGAGCGCCACAGACCAUGUCGGCCUCGCAUGCCCCACCGGCAGUCUUCCGAGUACCGGCGAGUUACUGACCAUGGACUCUGCGCUCGUUUCUCUACCGUACUUGUCGACAUUGAUAUCCCCAGGUCUACCCCAUGUGUCACCGCCCAAGCCACAACAGCCUGUUGUCAUCGAGCGUGGAUCGGACGGGUUUUACGUGGCAGGAGGCGAUAUCGCCGAUAUGAUUACGAACCCAAUGGUGUCUGCCACGCCCACAAUUUUUCGUGUUGGCAAACUACGCGAGGUGGCCCUUGGUUUGGCGGAGACGGCGACGCGACACCGCCGCGCCGGUCAGCGCAGUAUCUCACAACGUAGUCUUUCUCAUUCGUUUGACGGCGCAGGGGAAGGGUCUCCUGGUGGGCCAGUUGACACACUCGAAAGAGAAGCAAGACCCCCAACUCCGCCGUCAAACUUAGAGCAUCAUCCGAUUGCCGCAGCUGUCGGCGCAGAUGCGGGCGUCCCCGUCACAAACAGUGGCGCAGACGCGACAGAACAGCUUGUGGUUGGGUCAUCGGCGACAGCACGGCGCGACAGAGCCACUGUUUUGCCGACAGUGGCAUUUUAUGCCAGCGGGAAGAGUACUGGGGGGAUGGAUGAGCAGGGAGUCCGGAAUGUUGGUAGGCCAUCUGCACCGUCUAUGGGGAAACGAUCCAUUGGGAGUGUGGAUGGUGCUCGGCACACCGCCAUGGCCGAGUUUGAGGACCGACACGGGAGUGCUUUGCCGACGAAGACGUCUGAUGUCCAUGCUACGAGAGCCGCAAAGGCUAGUCUUUCUCGGGCAAGGAAGAAGGCCUCGGCAAGGAAGGCGUCACGUUCAUCCUCACAUAUGCGUUCCCGAGAGAGAGGAUCGGGCGUUGUGUAUCUCGAGGACGGAGAGAUUGCACCUGACGGCGACGCAUUGGAUGUUGGAGGGAGGGAUGCAACGACGGCGGAUAUCGUCGGCAGGGAGGGCACAGGGAAUGCAGUGGCAGGUCAGAAGAGACGCGGCAGUGUACUUAUCGUCCACGACGACAGCACAGAUGUCGCCCCGGGAGAGACCACAGGCACUGAUGAUGCAGGGGACUCGGAUUACGUACCCAAACCACGGGCGGCAGAUGGAGAUGAUGGAGGAGGGCGACGAGUGAGACCGAGGACACGACUCGGGCMGCAAGGGCAGCGAGCACAGGGCACACCAUCGGCGAUGAUUCCUGCCCCCAUAGAUCGGCGAGCUCAGGCGCAGCGGUUGCUGCGCAAAAUGGAGGCCACUCUUCAACAGACGCACGGGUUAUCGCUUGGCCGCGAAGAGACGAAGACUCAGAGACAAGGAGAGAGGGAGGGAGAGAGAGAGAGAGAGACAUAGAGAGAGAGAGAGAGAGAAAGAGAGAGAGAGAGAGAGAGAGAGAGAGAGAGAGAGAGAGAGAGAGAGAGAUUUA
Molecule: messenger RNA, 3938 nt
Organism: Chara braunii
Lineage: Eukaryota; Viridiplantae; Streptophyta; Charophyceae; Charales; Characeae
Source: the annotation of a GenBank genome assembly